CAUUUCAUAUUCCUCAUGGGAAAUACUCGCUUCUUACUACCUCUCAUUGUCGUGCUUUUGUAUCAUAAUUUUGUAACUUUUGUGUCUAUGGAAUCACUUAACAUCACCACAGACCAAUUGGCUCUUCUUGCUUUGAAAUCUCAUGUAACUUUUGACCCUCAGAAUCUUUUGGCAACUAAUUGGUCUAGCGCAACCUCGGUUUGCAACUGGUUUGGUGUCACUUGCGCAUCUCAGCAGCUCAGGGUCACAGCUCUGAAUCUUUUUGGUAUGAGUCUGGUAGGCACCAUCCCUCCUCACUUGGGAAAUCUAUCUUUCCUCUCCAGGCUUAACAUUGGAAACAACAGUUUUCAUGGUUCCUUACCCCACCAAUUGGCUAAUUUGCAUCGGUUGAACUUUAUAAACUUCGGCAACAACAGCAUGAGUGGAGAUAUCCCGGCAUGGUUUGGUUCCUUCGCUCAACUUCAAAGCUUAUUUCUUCAUGGUAACAACUUCACAGGUAUAAUCCCAUCAUCUUUGUGCUAUUUGCCGAAGCUAGAGAUCUUGAGGUUGGAUAAUAAUAAUCUGCAAGGGCAGAUUCCUGUCGAGAUAGGAAAUCUUUCUGCCUUAAAAACAUUCUAUGUGGAUACUAAUCAGCUUUCAGGUUCUAUACCUUCCUCAAUCUUCAACUUAUCUUCACUGCAAAUACUUGAUCUUAGCAACAACGAACUCGAUGGUUUGAUACCUUCCAUUCCACUCAACAUUUCUUCGCUACAAGUCAUUGAUUUCACCACUAAUGCUCUCAUUGGUAGUCUCCCGUCAGAUAUGUUUGAUAAACUUCCAAAUCUGCAUGGGCUUUAUUUAAGUGAGAACCUGCUCUCGGGCAGAAUUCCACCAAGUUUAUUCAAGUGCAAAGAGUUAACAGAGUUAUCCUUAUCUAAUAAUCAUUUUGAGGGGAGUUUGCCUACGGAAAUCGGAAAUUUGACGAUGCUUAGGAAAUUGCAACUCGGUGCAAACAAUCUCAGAGGUCAAAUCGCAUGGGAGAUUGGUUCUCUUAUAAAUUUAGAGACGCUUAGCUUUUCGGAAAACUACUUUGCAGGGCCUAUUCCAUCAAGUAUUGGGAAUUUGACACUUCUUAAAAACCUUGAUUUUUCCUCUAACAGCUUGUCAGGUACACUUCCACUCAAGAUUGGUAACCUACAGAACCUAGAAAUUUUAUUCUUGGGAAAUAACAGUUUCACUGGUAACAUCCCUCCUUCAAUCUUUAACAUCUCAACUGCAAGGGCCAUUUGGCUUGGAUUGAAUCGCUUCUCAGGCCAGCUUCCAUCAACCAUGGGCCUUGGACUUCCAAAACUGCAAGGUCUUUAUCUUGGAUUAAAUGAGCUGAGUGGGCCAAUUCCGAACUCUAUUACCAAUGCCUCUCAGCUCAUUUAUCUUCAAUUGUCCAAUAAUUCAUUUUCUGGAUUUCUUCCUGACAACCUUGGCAAUCUAAGAUACUUACAGGAGCUCGAUCUUGGUCAUAACAAUUUCAGUAGCGAACCUUCAUCCCCAGAAUUGAGCUUUCUCUCAUCAUUGACCAAUUGCAAAGACCUGAGAGUAUUGAUAUUUGAUGAUAAUCCAUUGAUUAAUGGUGAACUUCCAAUUUCUGUCGGAAAUUUAUCAUCUUCUCUAACACUUUUCUAUGUUUCUCAUUGCAACAUCAAGGGCACAUUACCAAGUGAAAUUGGUAAUUUAAGCAAGUUGCUGUGGUUAGGUCUUGACCACAAUAACUUGACGGGAACAAUACCUACUACACUUGGAAGAUUGAGAGAGUUGCAAGAUGUUAAUAUUGGGAACAAUAAGCUAGAAGGAUUCAUUCCAUCUGAGUUAUGCCAUUUGCAGAGGUUGACUUAUUUAACUCUGACAGGGAAUAGACUAUCUGGACCAAUACCAGCAUGCUUAGGCGAUGUCGUUUCUCUAAGAAAUCUUUUCUUAGGCUCCAAUAAUUUUACCUCCAUCCCAUCAACCUUAACAAGGCUUGAUGGUUUAUUGUUCCUAGAAUUGUCUUCCAAUUCUCUAAGCGGCUCUCUCCCAAUUGAUAUUGGAAAGUGGAAGUCCGUGACUAAUUUGAAUUUGUCAGAUAAUCAGUUUUCAGGUUCUAUCCCGAGCAGCAUUGGUGAUCUCAUAGACCUAACUCAUCUCUCCUUAUCUGGUAACAUGUUACAAGGUUCUAUUCCUCAGUCUUUCGGUGAUUUGAUAGGUUUGGAAUUCUUAGAUUUGUCAAGAAAUAGCCUCUCAGGAACGAUCCCCGAGUCCUUGGAACAACUCUCACAUCUCAAAUAUUUGAAUGUCUCUUUCAAUAGACUACAAGGAGAAAUUCCUAAUGGAGGAUCAUUUGCAAACUACUCGAGUCAAUCAUUUAUGGGAAAUGAAGCCCUGUGUGGUUCACCUCGAUUUGAAGUCCAACCAUGCAAAUCUGAUCCCUCUCGAAGGUCCAAGGGUACUGAGCUUUUAAAAUAUAUUCUACCAGCAGUUGGCUCAGCAAUAUUAAUAUUGGCCGUGGUUAUCAUUUGUUUGCGAAGUCGAAACAGGAAAGCUGAAGUGACAACUGAUCAAGAAAAUAUGCUACCAUCAACUCAAUGGAGAAGAAUUUCUUACCACGAGCUCGAUCAAGCUACAGAUCGAUUUUCUGAAAGCAAAUUACUAGGGGAAGGGAGUUUUGGAUCAGUAUACCUAGGAACUCUUUCAAAUGGGAUGAGCAUUGCAGUAAAAGUCUUCAAUGUAAAUGUAGACAGGGCUCUUAAGAGCUUUGAUGUUGAGUGUGAGGUCCUUCGCAACAUUCGUCAUCGAAAUUUGGUCAAAAUCAUCAGUAGUUGCUCUAAUAUUGAUUUUAAAGCCUUGGUACUUGAGUUCAUGCCUAAUGGAAACUUGGAGAAGUGGCUCUAUUCUCACAACCUUUUUCUGGAUAUUUCACAAAGGUUGAAUAUAAUGAUAGACAUCGCAUCCGCAUUGGAGUAUCUCCAUCAUGGUCAUACCCCAGCCGUGGUUCACUGUGAUUUGAAGCCUAACAAUGUCCUGCUUGAUAAAGGUAUGACUGCCCAUCUGGGUGAUUUUGGGAUAGCAAAACUCUUAGGUGAAGAGGAUUUAAUGAAGCAAACCAUGACGUUAGCAACUAUUGGAUACAUGUCACCAGAAUAUGGUUCAGAAGGAAUUGUUUCUACAAAAGGGGAUGUGUAUAGUUUUGGAAAUCUUCUAAUGGAAACCUUCACCAAAAAAAAGCCGACAAAUGAAAUGUUCAUAGAAGAAAUGAGUUUGAAGUAUUGGGUCAAGGAGUCAUUACCAUCUGCCGUAGUUCAUGUUGUAGACAACGAUUUGCUAAAUACUGGAGAAAUAGAACUCUUAGCAACAAAGGAUUGUGUAUUCUCUAUUUUGCAAUUAGCCUUGGAAUGUUCGGCAGAGUUACCGGAGGAGAGGAUUGAUAUGGAAGAAGUUGUUGCUAGGUUGAAGAAAAUCAAAGUCAUGUUUUUAAAGAAAGUUGAACAAGGAGGAGGUGAUUCAAGAGAUAACGGAGUUAGAAGCAGCGGAUAGAGGAGUCGAGUUGCAUUUUUAAACAGCUGCUUUGUGCGUUUUGUUCAUGUCAAGAUGUCUUGCAUGGAGAAGUUUAAGGAAUAGAACCAGGCUGCCUGCUAGAUGAUGGAUGCAAGAAUGCAACAAGGGCAUUUGGAGAUGGGGAAUGAUUCCUCAAUUGAGAUGAUCAGGCCAAGGGACUCCAACCACAGGCUUUUUCUUUGGGAUGGAGCGUUUACUAUACGCUUUAAGUGAAGGCAGUAUGUUUGGAUUAUAAUUUCUUUUUUGUAAUUUGGAGUGAUAUUGGGUUUCUUUUUUUGUUUUCAUAUUGUUUUGAUAUAUGUUUUGACAUCAGGUUAAAAGAUUAGUUGGUUAUUUGAUGAAUUGGAUAGGCCCUUAGUUUGUUAGGGGCUCGAUUUUCCCAUGAUAAACUUUUUUUUGUUUUGAGUAAUUAAGUCUUUUUGUAAUUGUACUA
Molecule: messenger RNA, 3997 nt
Organism: Theobroma umbraticum
Lineage: Eukaryota; Viridiplantae; Streptophyta; Magnoliopsida; Malvales; Malvaceae
Biological process (GO): protein phosphorylation
Molecular function (GO): ATP binding; protein kinase activity; protein binding
Source: RefSeq, a predicted model, not a curated record